AUGAUUAUUCCAAAGUCACGUCGACCUCCUGUAAUCAUUAGAGAUGGUCGACAAAUUAAACCUAAUCCUCUACCUUGGGAAUUGAAAAUUUCUAGAGAGCUUUUACUUGGCAAAGUUAAAGUUUUGAGUCGUAUUGGCCUUGAAAAAAUUCCAUGUCUUCAUGUUAGACUUUAUUGGGCUUUGGAUCCUGAAGAAAAAUGCAAAUUGGGUGAUGUUGUUAUUAUUCGAAAACUUCCUGAAGAGAAAAGGAUUGCUUCUACAGUCCCCUAUUUGAUUGAAAAAGUUGUUUUUGAACAUGGAGCACGUGUGGAUCUUCUCAGCAAGAAACGUAAUUUUGAAGGAAUUUAUGAGGAUGAAAUGAAUAUUCGAAAACAGCUUGUUGACGAAGUUUAUAACGAGCCAUUAGCUGAGAAAACACUCUCCUAUGACAAGAAAAGAAGUUUAAUUAAGCAAAGAAUAAGGCAAAGAUUGAAUUUGUUGAAAAAUGAUGAAAAUUGA
This is a messenger RNA of Meloidogyne enterolobii, 498 nucleotides long. The record is from the annotation of a GenBank genome assembly. Lineage: Eukaryota; Metazoa; Nematoda; Chromadorea; Rhabditida; Meloidogynidae.